AUGGGAUUGAAGAACACAAUUACUUCAGACAAUAGAAAUAUCAAAACACUUAUAAGUCUAUUUCCCAGCAUGGGCUUAAAAAAGGUCAGACUAAAGAAAACAAAUAAUUCCAGCGAUAGUAUUUCAGAUGAGGAUUAUGCCAAUACACAGUCCAUAUCGAUAUCACGUAGCAGCCUGAGUUCCAGUUCUGCUUCGAGGACUAGAAGAUUGAGCUCAGGUACCCACUCAAUGCGAAAGGUAAAUAGAAGUCAAGCUAAGAGAAUUAGCUCUGGAAACAUAAUUAGUUCACUGCAAGCAUUGAAAGGGAAAAAUUGCUUUCCCUCUCCCCUUGAUACCAGGGUAUUUGGCCCCGAGGAGAAAUUAGAUGGUUAUGCGAUCUCGGUGACUAGUUUAGAUGAAGAUGAAACAUCCCCAUACAAGAUAGAUAUUACUCUAGAAAACCUAACAAGAAUAGACAAUGUGAAGGACCUAGAAGAGUGUGCUAACAAUAAAGUGAUACAAUUAGAUAUCAUAAAUAAUCCUGUACAUCGCGGAGCUUCACGAAUAUUUACGGAAUUUAACAUUUCCCUCUUGUUUAAGUUAAUGAUCCAUGUAAUGGUUUAUUUGUUCGUGCUUUAUAUUAUACUGAAAAAAGUCUUAGGGUAA
Messenger RNA from Debaryomyces fabryi, 645 nucleotides. RefSeq lists its product as uncharacterized. The coding region runs from base 1 to 645 and encodes 214 amino acids. The transcript has a single exon. The record is from RefSeq and is a predicted model, not a curated record. NCBI's taxonomy places the organism in Eukaryota, Fungi, Ascomycota, Pichiomycetes, Serinales, Debaryomycetaceae.